Molecule: messenger RNA, 2144 nt
Organism: Thrips palmi
Lineage: Eukaryota; Metazoa; Arthropoda; Insecta; Thysanoptera; Thripidae
Product: alpha-tocopherol transfer protein-like
Exons: 7
Coding region: 202-1140 (312 amino acids)
Cellular component (GO): membrane
Molecular function (GO): phosphatidylinositol bisphosphate binding
Source: RefSeq, a predicted model, not a curated record
UGAGCGCCACGGGCACAGUGAUCGCCGUGGACGUGGUGGACGCGGUGACGGGGAACAAGGCCUGGGCUCAUCCCUCCUCGGCGCGCCGCCGUCGCACGGCGCCACGCUCUCGUUGACCUGCCCGGCGAGCACGCCUCGACCGCAACGCCGCAGCACGCGCCGCAGUGAUUAGCACCCCGACGACCGCGGUCUCGAAGCAGCAUGACGGACGUGGCCGUCGCCGUGCCCAGCGCCCUGCGGGGGAAGAAGGCCACCAGGGUGUACGGCGUGCAGCGCGCCGUGCAGCCCCACGAGAUCGACAUCUUCCGGACCUGGCUCAAGCAGCAGCCGCACCUGCCGCACGACAUCCCAGAUGAGACGCUCGCCAUGUUCCUCCACUCGCAAAACCACUCGCUGGAGAUGUCCAAGCUCACCCUCGACCGGUCCUACAGCAUUCGCACGGCCGCGCCCGAAAUCUUCUUGGACAGGGACCCCUUCGCGCCGGAACUGCAAGAUGUUUUCAAAAUCGGGUAUUACUCCCCCUUGCCUGCGCGCUGCCCCGACGGUGUGGUGGCGUUCCUCUGUUCCAUUAAGGACAACGACCCCAACAAGUUCAACUUCGUCAACUGCAUCAAGGUGUCCCUCAUGGUGCUGGACCUGGUGCAGCUCCGCGACGGCCCCGUCCCGGGCUACCGUCUUAUCCUGGACAUGAAGGGCACCAACAUCGCCCACGUCGCCAAGAUCAACUUCGCCACCAUGAAGCGUGCGCUCGACUAUCAGCAGGAGGGGCUGCCCGUCAAACUCAAGUCCGUCCACGUGAUCAACGCCAUCCCUCUGCUGCACCAGAUCCUCGCUCUUGUCAAGCCCCUGCUCAAGCCGGAGACAAGGAACAUGCUGCACGUGCACACCGAGGCCCAGGUCCAGAAGUUCUACGAGUACGUCCCCAAGGAGCUCAUGCCCAAAGAGUACGGCGGCGAUGCCCCUUGCCAGGACGACCUGAACGACUUGGUCAAGACCGGCCUGGAGCAGAUGGCUCCGUGGUUCAGAGAAGAGGAGCGACUUCGCGUCACCGAGUCCCUCCGUCCCGCGCGGUCCCGCGGCUACCAGUCCGCGGAGUCGUUCGGCUGCAACGGAUCCUUCAAGAAGCUCAACCUCGACUAAGUGGCAGUCAAUAUUUUCAUCCAAAGAUGUCAUAAGAUAUUUCAACGGACGGAUAUAUGGGUUUGGAAAUAGGGCCAGUAUCGCUUUUUGGAAGUCUGUUUGCUCUCCAUGUGAAUAUAAUUUUAAUUAAUGAUAAGUUACUAUAUUUUGUAUAUUUUUGUUCAAAAAUAAUGGCAGUCUGAUUUUGCUUCAAUGAAGGAGAGUUCACUGUUUUUGAGCAUUUAUAGAGGGUUUUAUUAUUCGUUGUUGACAUAGAUCUUAAGUGCUCAAGAUUGAGUACAACAAAAACAACAAAAUACCAAACAAGGCACACACUUCAAGUUCAUUUUUCCAUCAAUCUGACAAUAUUUAGAUACAGCUAUGUCAUUUCCAAGAAUUUGCCUUGUGCUUUGGAAGGAAAUUGAAGCCCUCAGGAACUUUGCCAAGUAACAUUUCACUGUCAACAAAAUAGAAAAGUUAUGUAGCAAGUCCAGAGUAAAUUUUAUAUUCUCCCUUUUCCCAAUAAUGCAAAAAAUUCAUUACCUUAUUUGAAUCCAGUGAGCACAGUUAGGGCUAGCCAUUAAAGUUUCCAGCUCAUCUCUCCCUUUGAACACUGGAGGCCUAUCAUUGAUUUUCUGCGGUGGGCAUUCCAAAAUUCCAACAGGAAUAUACCGAUGAAGAAAUGAAAUCCACUCUAGAAGGAAGCGACGAGUACUUUCAACUCCCUGUAGACAGAAAAACACAUGAUUAGAGGCAAGUCCAAAUGAUUCAGAAACAGUACUGUGUAUUUUACUUGCAAACAAAGAUGGGAAUAAGUACCUUGGUAUCACUACCCCAGUGUUCCAGACCAUAGUUAACAUAUUUCUUCAUAAUAUCUAAUCUCUCCCUGCUUGAUAUAUCCCAUAAUCUCUGUUCCUUGAUCUCAGUGAAGAUCCAAGGUUUUAUCAAAGCCCCACGACCAAUCAUCACACCUGAUAUAUUUUUAUAAGUAUCCUGAGAGAAAAAUUAAAAAUUAACAUAGAGAA